Molecule: messenger RNA, 1483 nt
Organism: Boeremia exigua
Lineage: Eukaryota; Fungi; Ascomycota; Dothideomycetes; Pleosporales; Didymellaceae
Product: Aldehyde/histidinol dehydrogenase
Exons: 7
Coding region: 17-1483 (488 amino acids)
Molecular function (GO): aldehyde dehydrogenase (NAD+) activity
Source: RefSeq, a predicted model, not a curated record
AAUUUCCACCGACAACAUGGAGCUAGAACCGCAUCACACACAACUUUUCAUUAAUAACAAGUAUGUGGAUAGCCGCAACAAGCAAACGAUUUCUGUCUACAACCCUGCCAACGGCGAACUUGUAUGCGACAAAAUUCCUGUUGCGGGCGAAGCAGAUGUCGAUGAAGCUGUCAAGAUAGCCAAUACAGCAUUCGCGCUCGACUCGCCAUGGCGCACAAUGACGAAUGCUGAACGGCAGAAACUUCUUUUUAGGUUUGCUGAUAUUCUGGAAGCGAACCAAGAGCGUUUGGGAAAGCUGACAAGGACGACACUGGGAAGUCCUUUCCACUCAUUUGGUCAAUCAGAGAUCCAGACAGCAAUAGGAUGUUUCAGAUAUUAUGCUGGGUGGAUUGAUAAGUUUGGUGGACAAACAUACCCAGCAGAUGAUGGUUUCUAUAAGAUCGUGCGCAAUGAGCCGCUCGGAGUGGUCGCAGGUAUUAUCCCUUGGAACGGCCCAUUAGCAUCCGUCGGUCUGAAGGCUGCACCUGCGCUCGCCACAGGCAACGUAUUCAUCCUGAAGCCAAGCGAGAAGACGCCGCUCAUGGCCGCCGAGCUUGGUAAAUUGAUUAUUGAGGCUGGUUUUCCACCAGGUGUCUUCCAAGUGCUCACUGGAGAUGGAAGCACAGGAGCUCUUCUUGCCUCCCAUCAGAAAGUCGCAAAAGUCAGUUUUACAGGAAGUAUCCAGACAGGAAAGGCUAUUCAAGUUAUGGCGGCAAAGAGCAAUCUCAAGAGGGUGACCCUCGAGUUGGGCGGCAAGAGCCCAGCUAUGAUCUUUGACGAUGCCAACCUUGAAAACGCAGUUAAGUGGACUGUCAAUGCGCUCACCACAAAUAGCGGUCAGAUCUGCUUCGCUGCAACUAGACUCUAUGUCCAGGCGGGAAUUUACGAUCGAUUCCUUGAGGCAUACAUUGAAGCCCUCAAAGCGAAGGGCGACAAGAUUGGCGACCCCGAGAAAGAGGGUGUGGAGAUUGGUCCCGUUGUCGACAAGGCUCAGUUCGAUCGGAUAAUGGGAAUAAUUUCGGACGCAAAGAAAAACAAAGAUGGCACCCUGCUACACGGUGGCCGGACCUUGGGAGAUAAGGGGUUCUACAUCGAACCAGCCGUUUUCACAGACACUGAAGGCGAUGCAUCCAUCUACAAAGAUGAGAUUUUUGGUCCCGUAGUUGUCAUUAACAAGUUCAACGACGAGGACGAGAUCAUCGCACGCGCCAACGACAGCAAAUACGGUCUGAUGGCUGGUGUUUUUACACAGGAUAUCCAGAGAGGAUUGAAAUUGAGCUCAGCUGUCGAUUCAGGUGUUGUUGGGAUCAACUGCAUCAGCACCAUCUCACACAACUGUCCGUUUGGUGGGACAAAAGAAAGCGGGCUUGGGCGCGAGAACGGAGAACACGCUUUGCGUGCCUACACUGAGCCUAAGACUGUUUUGAUCAACCUGAACUACUAG